AUGCAGGACACUGAGAUUCUGAAUACAGCUGUGCUCACCGGGAGGACAGUAGCCGUGCCAGUAAAGGUGGUCACCGUAGGAACAGACGGCACAGUUACGGAUGUAACAGAGUCGGUAGAGUGUCGGUCGACCGAUGAAGAGGUGGUCAAGGUGUCGGAUCGUUGUGACUAUGUGUUUGUGAACGGGAAGGAGACGAGGGGGAGGAUGAGGACGGUGCUCAACUUCACCUACAGCUACCUGAGUGCCCAGCUGGAGAUGAGUGUGUGGAUGCCCCGCCUCCCUCUGGUCAUCGACGUGGCUGACCCCGAGCUCAGCCAGAUCAAGGGCUGGAGGGUCCCGGUGGCGACCGGCAACAAGAGGGUGAAUGCGGAUGAUGGUGAUGAAAGUGACAGUGAGAGGACAGAGAGUGGCUGUGUCCCCCAGUACCAGAGCACCACGGUGCGGGUCCUCACACACUUUGUGGCCUUGGGAGUUGAUGGAAAUGGCCAACAGGACUUCUUGCUGGGCAGUGAUUGGCAGGUGGACGUGACUGACCUGGUCCAGGAUUUACUGAGGGUGGAGGACCAACGUGUGGCCUAUCUACUGGAGGGACAGGUCCUGAUGGGCCUCAACACUGGCACAGCCAAACUACAGGUGAUGUCUCCUCUGUCUGACUCGAUCCUGGCUGAGCGGAUGGUCAGGGUUCUGGAUGACAAAGUGAGCGUGACAGAGCUGGGAGUGCAGCUGGUGUCUGGCCUCUCUCUGUCCCUCCAGCUCAGCCCAGGGAGUAACAGGGCCAUCGUCGCCACUGCUACCACACAGGAAGUCAUGCAGAAACUCAAACAGGAAUCCCUCAUCAGUGCCUGGCUCCAGUUCAGCGACGGCUCCAUGACUCCUCUGGACCACUACGACCCCGCCCACUUUGUGCUCACAGCCACCUCAUUGGACGAGCAGGUGGUAUCGGUACGUCGCAGCGCGGAGUGGAAAUGGCCGGUCAUCGUGGCAAACGGCGAAGGUCAGGGGUUACUGGUGCGUGUAGAGAUGACAUCAUCAGAGAUCUGCCAGAAGACAAAGCGACGCACCAUUCUGGCAGCCGGGGUGGGAAAUGUCUGCGUUAGGUUUGGCCGCUCUGAGGAGCCAUACAGCCACCCUGGAGGCAAAACACGACCAGACCCGCCCUACUACGGAGGCUCCAUCUCUGACAUUGAGGCUGGGAUCAUGAACCGGGGGGCCACGACAGUCAAGACCCCUAUUCCGGUGAGGCCCAAUGGGGACAGGCUGUCGGCCGACGGAAGAGUCCCUGGGGGGUUCUCUGAGUUCCCUGCCCAGGAGGAGCUGCCGCGGGGCCGCAGCACGGACGAGGAUCUGUUGUCAUCACGCCGCAGCCUCACUGACCUAGAGAUCGGUAUGUACGCACUGCUGGGGGUCUUCUGCCUGGCCAUCCUGGUCUUCCUCAUCAACUGCAUCUCCUACACCCUCAAGUACCGCCAUAAAGAGCUGCCCUUGGAGGCCCCCGAGGCCAUGCCCCAUGCCCACGACUGGGUGUGGCUUGGCCAGGAGGAGGGCCUGUGUCUGCAGCAGCAGCAGGACGAGCUGGGCAGCAACCUGGAAGAGGGCAGCCAGUUGCUGAACGGCGGUGUUCUGAAGGGCAGUGCCCAGGGAGGCUGCCCGGGAGGCAGGAAUGAGUCACUCAACUCACCUACCACCAAGAGGAAGAGGGUCAAAUUUACUACCUUCGCCAACAUCAAGCCCAGUAACGGAUGCCCAGUUCUAAGCCCGCUGGCACUCGGACAGACCACCGACAUUAAGUGGGUAUGUCCGGACAUCGAGCUGGGGGACUCGCAAGAGCUCCGGAAUUACAUGGAGAGGUUGAACGAGAAUGCUACAAAAAACAUUGUAUAGAGGGCUUGAUUUUUUGUGGACAAAUGAGUAACUCUAACUCACCCGAAUGCCUUCAGAGUAAGAAGUUGGCACUGUACCACGCCAUGACAACAAGAUGGAACAUUCCAGCAAGUGUUGUUUCCAUGGUAACUGUUGUAAUAGUUGAUGAUCAUAAGUGAGGUGGGGGGUGGGAAUUGCCAAUGACACCACAUUGGAUAUGUGGGAAUUUGUGAACUUGAAUGUCACUUUAAUUAGUUUAGAUGUCUGCUCCCUUGUCUUUAAUUAAAGAAAAGCUUACAGUGCAUUCAGAAAGUAUUCAGACCCCUUCACUUUUUCCACAUUUUUUACGUUACAUCCUUACAUAUAUUUUUU
This is a messenger RNA of Oncorhynchus kisutch (coho salmon), 2232 nucleotides long. RefSeq names its product transmembrane protein 132D-like. The record is from RefSeq and is a predicted model, not a curated record. Lineage: Eukaryota; Metazoa; Chordata; Actinopteri; Salmoniformes; Salmonidae. The transcript is spliced from 6 exons. The coding region runs from base 1 to 1881 and encodes 626 amino acids.